This is a messenger RNA of Strongylocentrotus purpuratus (purple sea urchin), 1445 nucleotides long. RefSeq names its product coagulation factor VII-like. Lineage: Eukaryota; Metazoa; Echinodermata; Echinoidea; Camarodonta; Strongylocentrotidae. Gene Ontology annotation, molecular function: serine-type endopeptidase activity. The record is from RefSeq and is a predicted model, not a curated record. The transcript has a single exon. The coding region runs from base 176 to 1249 and encodes 357 amino acids. Gene Ontology annotation, biological process: proteolysis.
AAUUACUUACUGGAAAGAGAGCAAAUCACAAACUACUCCCUCACCAGCUCAAGUAAUAGUUGCUCAACCCGAGGAAGUUGGAAUAUCAAGCGAAUGGAGCAGCGAACAUACAAACGAAGCAGUCUCAGGCCGUGUGGUCGGAGGAAUUAUAGCAAAUCACGGUUCGGCGCCCUACAUGGUCCGAAUCUGGGAAUACAGGCCUGAGAAUGCACGGGAUCCAUGGACCUUCAUCUGCGGUGCGACACUCCUGGACCAGAGGUGGAUUUUGACUGCUGCGCAUUGCAUGUUUGACAAGAACAAAAACUUGAUUAAAAAGGAAAACAUGAAUUUAUUUUUCGGUGACCAUGAUUCAAACGAAAGAGAAGAGUCGGAAAAGAGCCGACAGCCAGCGGAAAUAAUUGUGCAUGAAGAUUAUAACAAGAUAAACCUUGAUAAUGACAUUGCCCUGAUACGUAUCGACCCACCACUGUGGGAGUUCACUCCUUACAUUCGUCCUAUUUGCCUGGCCCCUUGGGGUCUGUCCAGUCGUCUCAUGGAGACCAGUAUCCACGAACGCACGACCGGACGCGUGACCGGAUGGGGACAAGAGACUUUCAGUGGUCCAACCAACCGGUUUAUGAAGGAGGUGGAGCUACCUAUUGUUGACCGGCACAUUUGCGAGGAGAGUGUUCAUGAGAAAGAAGGGGAGUUUACUGACAGCAUGUUUUGUGCAGGUUACCACAGUCCGCUGCGGGACGCUUGCCGAGGCGACAGUGGGGGUCCAUUUGCUUUUCGUCAUGAUGAUGGACGGUGGUAUCAACUGGGUAUUGUAAGCUGGGGCGUCGGGUGUAAUAAGGUGGGGGAAUACGGGUUCUACACAACCGUCUCUAGAUAUCUUCAUUGGUUACGUUCUAAGAAUGUAACAGUUGCAUAUUCUCCAAACGUAGAGAGAAGGUUCAACGAGAGUCGACACAGUGAGGCCCUUGCCUUUACAGAGAGAUCUCCUAGCAUUUUGACGGUUGCAGCAGGUAGCGUGGUCGACCUAGAGUGUGUACCUAACAGAGAUGAUGCGUCUGUUCAGUGGUUCAUUGGGAAUAGACCAGGUAACAUGUUACUCUCUACAUACAGAAAAUGCAUUGUCAGAAUACAUGUGUUGAUUCCAAACAGUACGAGAUGGGUUGGUAACAACACUCACAUUUGGUCUAUGCAGCGUCAUGUUCGUGAAAUAUGGAGGGUAAUGCCGACACCACACCAGACCAACAUCAGCUAGACCAUGUGCAGGAGAACAAACAAUGAAAUUACCCCCAAUUAGUCAAAAAGUGGUCGGUUUGGAGUCAAUGUACAUUCGUUUUGGUUAAAGCAUUUUUAGAUGUAAAGUAAAAAAUUUGUCUAGUAUGCCAAAAUUGACUCAGGAGAAAUUGACGCCGUUGCAUGUGACAUACUCCUAUAAGAGAUUAAUCAUUCUG